Molecule: messenger RNA, 2421 nt
Organism: Plasmodium malariae
Lineage: Eukaryota; Apicomplexa; Aconoidasida; Haemosporida; Plasmodiidae
Product: conserved Plasmodium protein, unknown function
Exons: 6
Coding region: 1-2421 (806 amino acids)
Source: RefSeq, a predicted model, not a curated record
AUGAUUGUAAAUGCAAACUUUACUGCUAAUGAAGUAAGUAUAGAACAUAUAUGCAAGCUUAUUGGAAAAGAGGAUGUUGAAAAUAUAUCGGCUGAUGAACAAAAAAAAAUAAUUAGUUUUAUUUUAAAUUUUUAUAAAACAUGUAAAUCAUUUACAAUUAAGGAAAUAGAAAAUUUAAAAAAUUUUUUAAAAUUAGUAAUAAACAAGUUUAAAGAGGGUAAAAAUUCAUUUUUUGAAGACUUACUGUUGAUAAAUUUUGAAAAUGCGUCUAGUUCUUUCAUAAAUGCAAAAGUAAAUGAUGAUACGUCUUCAUACACUGAUAAUGUCAGACAAUACUUCCUUUCUAUUUUCGACUUAAGUGUAUAUUUGAAGGGAAGGGAAAGCAGACCUCACCAUAUAAUUAGGGCCGUAGUGAAUUACUUGCGCCUUUUUUUACUGAACGCGUUAAAGAUGAUAAGAUCUAACUACUGUGCGAAAUUUUAUUGUCAAAUCAUAUCAGAAGGUAAUAUUUUGGAGACGUUAAAUAAUUUUUAUUCAAAUAAUGAAAUAGCUGACAUGGUCAUUAUAUAUUGCUUUCUUUUAUUAACGGGUCAUAAAGAAUUCGACAAAGACGUUAUAAAAUGUAGAAUUUUGAAAGAGUUUACUUCUCCACUUAUAAGUAGUAAUGUAAUUACAAAGAACUAUUAUUUAAUACUUCAAAUACUAAUAAAUCUUAUCUCAAGAAAUGGAAAAAAUAUGAAAUUUUUAAUAAACAAUGAUGAAGUAGUACUACUUAACAACAUUGUAGAAAAAAUAUACAACCACGUAAAAAAGGGUAUUUUCGACUUUACUUGUGUUAAUUUGUUGAAAUUGUUUGCUUAUCUAAUAGAAGGAAGAAGUAACAUCAUUGAUUCGUUACUGACUGCUUCUGGGAAUGAACACUUAACACGUUAUGAGCAGAAGCAAGAGGAAAGGAAAAAGCAGCAAAAGGAGCAGCCUACGCAGGAUCUUUACAUAUCCUUUUUCGAGAAUACAAAUAAAAUAGUUGAUUGCGUAGAGUGUCUAAUUAAAGCUGAUAAAAUAUGCAACGUUAUAAAGGAUAAAGGAGAUCUUUUUUAUGACUUCCUUUGCAUUUUAUUUUGCGUUUUAAAAAGAAUUUUGGACGUUAUCCUUAGUCUAAGGGUGAGUAAAAUUGGAAAAAGUGAAUCAGAUAUAUAUUCUAUUGAAAGGGAAAAAAAGGAAAUAAACGAACAAAGGGAGGAGCUUCUCAUAAGGAGCAUUUUAAAUUUAUCAUUAAAUUUUUUGGUUCACAAUAGUUAUGUCCUUCCAGGAGAGAAAAAAAUGCUGCACUUACUGUGUAUGGACCUGGUCAUCGGGGUAAGCAGCAGUUACUACUCUGAACUUUUGAACCACAAAAAUGUACUUGUAAGAGUGAUAGCCGAAAUGGAUAAGGUCAAAGAAAGGGGAGAUGAAUAUAACAACUAUUUAUACGUAAAAUUUUUUGAAAUAAUAUUUUACAUGAGUGUUCAUAACGAACAAGUGUGCAAGGAAUAUUUUAAUAAAGAAUUCAUCUUACAAGUAGAAAAUAAAAUUUAUCAAUUGGACAAAAUAAGAAAUUCUGAAGAUUUAAAAGAGAGAGAAGGAAUGAAUUCAUUAAAGAUAUAUUAUUUUGGAAUAAUAUAUAUAUACAUAAAAUUAAAUUUAGAGAUAAAGGAAAAAGAUUUUCUUGUCCCGUUUGUUAACUACGUUAUAUUAAAAGAAUUAACAGAGAAGUCUUUUUUACUUCAAAAUGAAUUAUAUUAUUUACUAUUUUUGCAAUUUUUAAAUAUAUCAUUUUUAUGUAAUUUGUACGAUUUUAAAAAGUUCGUUCAAAACGAUUCAUUUGUAGACCUGAUGAAGGUCUGUAGGGGAAGUACCCUUCGCGUUAAGACAUCGAUAUUAAACCUCCUGUUACGAUGGCUCGAAAGAAAAGACUUCUCAGAUACGUUAAAAUGGCAUGUACGGAAAAACAAACUAAUAUUUACUAUUUUAUUUGAAUAUUGGAGAGUAGUACAAGCGACGGAGGAGGGAACUGACCUACCAAGUUUAGAUGCCCCUGAGGAGUAUAACAAUGAGAGAUAUAUGAUAUAUGAAAUUUUCAAAAUAUUGACGAACAAUUUUACAAAAUAUCUUAAUUACUUUUGUGAAAAUGAUGAAAUAUUAAAUAUAUUCAAAUGUAUAAUACUUUUUGAAGAAAAAAAUAUACUUGGCAUAUAUGCAAGUAUUGACGAACAGAUUGAAGUUCUAGAAAGCGACAAAAGUAAACUUAGAAAUAAAAUAAAAUUGUACAAUGAAAAAAUAGAACAUAUCGAAAGACGGCUUCUAACAAUAGUUGAAUUAAAUUAUGAAAAAGAAGUAAAGGACUUAGAGAGUUACUACAAUUCUGUUCGGGGGCAACGAUAA